UGCCCGUGGGGCCUGCCCGUGUGCGUGGGCGCCAUGGAGGCCAUCCAGACGCGGCGGGCGGAGGGGGCGGCGGGGGCCUUCUGGCGGGCGCUGCUGGAGGGCGACGGGUGCGCGCUGCUCUGCCUCCUGCGCGACCCCGACAGCGGCGUGGGGCCCAACUCCGUCUUCGACACCAGCGACAGCGAGGAGUGGAAGGCGCUGCGGGGCAACUCCCGGUGGCUGAGGAUCUGGGCGCUGACCUACGAGCAGGAGCUGACCUCCCCGCUGCACGUGACGGCGGGGCGUGGCUUCGUGGACUGCCUGCGGCACCUGCUGCUUCGCGGGGCGGAGGUGGACCUGGCCCCCGGGGGGAGGACGGCCCUGCACGAGGCCUGCGCCGCCCCCGCCCCCGACUGCGCGCGCCUCCUCCUCUCCUUCGGCGCAGACCCCCGCGCCCCCGCCCAGCCCGACGGGAGGAGACCCCUCCACUUCUGCCGCAGCCCGGACUCCCUCGAGUGCGCGCGCCUCCUUCUGUCCCACGGCGCGGUGGUGAACGAGGCCCCUGAGGAGGGCGAAAGCGAGGGCGAGACCCCCUUGCACGUGGCGGCGCGGCUGGGCCUGGCGGGCCACGCGCGGCUCUUCCUCUCCCACGGGGCGCUCCUGGAGGCCCGCGACGCCGCCGGGCGGACCCCUCUGCACGCCGCCUGCUCGGCCGGGCCCCUCCGGGGUGGGGGCGUGGGCGAGGGCGAGGGUCGGUGGGCGGUGUGCCGGCUGCUGGUGGCGGCGGGGGCGCGCGUGGAGGCGUGGGACCAGGACCGGACGCGCCCGCUGCACUGCGCCUGCAAGGCCGGCGACCACCGCGCGGUGUCGCUGCUGCUGGAGCGCGGGGCCAGCGCCAACCUCAUGGCCUACGGGGGGGGCACCCCGCUCCACCUCGCCCUCCAGGCCGCCGCCGCCCCCCACGCCCCCCACGAUGGCCCCGAUGACCCCGAAGACCCCGACCCCGCCGGGGAUGUCCGGCCCGAGCUGGUGGUGCGCCUCCUCCUCAACCACGGCGCCGUCCGCGUCUGGCCGGGGGCACUCCUCAAGGUGGUCCGCCAUUGCUGCGCGUGCCCGCGGGCGCUGGAGGCGCUGCUCAACACCUACGAGCGCGUCCCCGUCACCGAGGAGUGGAGGGAGGCCGUGCCCGAGGAGGUGCAGCAGCGUGACCGGCGCUUCUUCGAGUCCCUGUGGGGGCUGGGGGGCUCCCCGCGCGCCCUGCGCCACCUCUCCCGCCUGGCCCUCCGCGCCGCCCUCCAAGGACGCCCCCUCCCGCCCCUCCUGCCCCGCCUCGGACUCCCCCCACCCCUCCGGCGCUUCCUCCUCCUCCGCUUCGAGGGCGCCCUCCAAUAGAAAGCAUCCCAGCGGGGGGGGG
Anolis sagrei ordinatus is the source of this 1393-nucleotide messenger RNA. It is a transcript of the gene ASB10, whose product is annotated as ankyrin repeat and SOCS box containing 10. The record is from RefSeq and is a predicted model, not a curated record. NCBI's taxonomy places the organism in Eukaryota, Metazoa, Chordata, Lepidosauria, Squamata, Anolidae. Gene Ontology annotation, molecular function: protein binding.